AUGGGCCCGCUCGCGUCAGGCAGGCCGCAGUGCUACUCCAAGCCGGGAAUCAACCCACACUUCGUGCAGAGCAUGCGGGCGGUCGCGCAGGAGCGGGCCGCGGCCGAGGCCCGCGGAGCCUACUUCAACGAGCGGACCGCGCUCGACGAGCAGCUGCUCUCGGUGUUUAGCGAGGAACUUCCCAGCGGCAGGACAGUGAGUGGCAGAGCGCGCAUGCAUCUUCGAGGUGAUGCGAUUAAGAGCCUGCGGUCGCUACGCAACGGCCACAACCCCUUUGACCGUGCUGUGAUCAAACCGAGCUGUUCGCACUGCACCGCGGGCGCGGGCGCGAGCACGAAGGGCCUGGUCAAGCACAUCUUCUGCCCAGAGCGGAAAAAGUUCGACAGUACCGUCGAGGCAGAGGCGGUAAAUAUCUUCAGGGGCAGCCUGAUCGACGCGUACAACUGCCAUCUCGCCGGCAAGCUCAUCGCUACGGGUGAGGGCGGCAGCUCGGUGGCGCAGGCCGACGGCGACGCGGGCGGCGCGGAUGCGAGCAUGUGCGGCGGCGAGGCGGCCACCGUCGCUAUCGCGCCUUGCCAGCCCUUCACCACCUCUAGCGUCCACACUACACACAACAGCUACUCUCACAUGCGGCGGACGGCCGCCACGGGCACUUUGCGUGGCGAUCUCACGGUGGCGCUGGACGGCCUCGGCGGGUGCCUCUCGCGCCUUCGGCUGGAGGGCCGGUCGACGGGCGUCGGCUGGCGCUCCGGCGCGCGUAAUGGCAGCCAAGUCGCGAUGGGUGGGCCGCAAGAGCCGUCCGACCGUUCGGGCCGGCUUACUGCAGAUGGCGUGAUCAGCGACGCGGGCCUCGCCGCCUCUCCGGCACGCACGGCCCCGCACACGUCGGAGGGCGGCCACGGCUAUGUCUCCCUCCUCGGCCCGGCGGCACGGCGCGCGGGGAUGCACCUCUCGACGCCGGGAGGCGGCCAAGUCGCGAUGGGUGGGCCGCAAGAGCCGUCCGAGCGUUCGAGCCGGUUUACUGCAGACGGCGUCAGCAGCGAUGCGGGCCUCGCCGAUCUGUGGCAAGCACGGCCGUGCAACGACCGCCUCUGCCUCGCCGCCGUCGGCCGCGACUCGGGCACUUUGCGUGGCGCUCUCACGGCGGCCCUGGACGGCCACGGCGGGUGCCUCUCGCGCCUUCGGCUGGAGGGCCGGUCGACGGGCGUCGGCUGGCGCUCCGGCGCGCGUAAUGGCAGCCAAGUCGCGAUGGGUGGGCCGCAAGAGCCGUCCGACCGUUCGGGCCGGCUUACUGCAGAUGGCGUGAUCGGCGACGCGGGCCUCGCCGCCUCUCCGGCACGCACGGCCCCGCACACGUCGGAGGGCGGCCACGGCUAUGUCUCCCUCCUCGGCCCGGCGGCACGGCGCGCGGGCGUGGACCUCUCGACGCCGGGUUGA
Messenger RNA from Emiliania huxleyi CCMP1516, 1437 nucleotides. RefSeq lists its product as hypothetical. The record is from RefSeq and is a predicted model, not a curated record. Bases 1 to 1437 code for a protein of 478 amino acids. Lineage: Eukaryota; Haptophyta; Isochrysidales; Noelaerhabdaceae. The transcript has 6 exons.